Amorphotheca resinae ATCC 22711 is the source of this 621-nucleotide messenger RNA. RefSeq lists its product as hypothetical. Bases 1 to 621 code for a protein of 206 amino acids. Lineage: Eukaryota; Fungi; Ascomycota; Leotiomycetes; Helotiales; Amorphothecaceae. The transcript has 2 exons. The record is from RefSeq and is a predicted model, not a curated record. Gene Ontology annotation, cellular component: cytoplasm.
AUGGCAAAUAUCGAUUCCCAUGUAGCAUCCGUGCUGGAUGCUGCCAAUUCAGAGGAUGAAGAUGAUCUUAUCGCAUCCCUGGAAGAUUCCCCCGCUAUGGACGCCUUUCGUGAGCAGAGGCUCCAGCAACUACACUCCGAAUUCGCACGGGCGAAGGCACAAAAGACCCAGGGCUUUGGCAACUAUACCGAAAUAAAAGAGGAAAAGGCUUUGAUGGACUUGACCACCGAGGUUAAAUAUGCUGUUGUGCAUUUUGCGAAGGACGACUUUGUCAGGUGUAGGACUAUGGACGUACAUUUAGAGGCCCUAGCAAAGAAGCAUUUUGACACCAGAUUCCUGAAGAUGAAUGUCGAGAACGCUCCAUUCCUGGUUACGAAGCUUAAGGUCCAGGUGUUGCCUUGUGUUUUGGCUUUCAUUGACGGUGUGAGCGUUGAUCGGAUUGUCGGCUUUGAGGGGUUGGGAUAUACCCAAGAUACUUUUACCACCAAGGAUUUAGAGGCGAGGCUUUUGAGCUCGGGAGUUGUACAAAGGGCGAAGACCACGGUGGAUGCUGGUGGCUUGCCGUACGGUAACGGGAAAGCAGCGAAGGAGGAGAGUGACGACGAUGACGACUGGGAUUGA